AUGAGAUCAUUCUUUCAACAGUCAAGCAAUAAUGAAUCACUCUUUGUCAUGCAUGAUCUUAUCAAUGAUCUAGCUCAAUGGGCAGCAAAAGGCUUAUGCUAUAGAUUGGAAGAUACUCUCAGCAGUAACAAGCAAUCCAAGAUUUCUGCAAAGGUAAGACAUUUCUCUUACAUUCCAUGUCAGUUUGAUGGCAUCAAGAAGUUUGAAUACUUCCCCAAAGAUAUGCAUCUACGAACCUUUCUACCCCUACCAAGAAAUAACAUGUGCCACUUAACAAACUAUGUUCCUAAUUGUUUGCUACCACAAUUAAGCUACUUAAGGGUAAUGUCUUUAUGUGGUUAUGAAAUCAUUGAGCUAACAAGUUCAAUCGGUGAUCUGAAACAUUUAAGAUACCUCAACCUUUCUCAUACUUCAAUUAGAAGUUUACUAGAAUCAACAAGUUUUCUAUAUAAUUUGCAAACAUUGAUGUUGAAAGGUUGUCACAAACUUACAAAGUUACCGGAGAAAAUUAAGGAUCUAGUUAAUCUUCGGUAUCUCGACAUUACAGAUACCAAUUUAAUUAGAGAAAUGCCAAUGGGAAUAGAAAAAUUAAAGAACUUACAUACACUAUCUAAUUUUGUUGUGGGGAAAGAUAGUGGGUCCAAGAUAGGAGACUUGAUGAACUUGGAGUUUCUUCGGGGAAGACUUUGCAUUUCGAGUUUAGAGAAUGUUCUUGAUGUUGAGGAUGCAAGAAGGGUCAAUUUAAAUGGCAAGAAGAAUUUAGAUGCACCAGUGAUCAAAUGGGGGUUUGCACCUAAAGAUUUACAAUAUGAAAGCAUUGCAAUAGAUAUUCUUGACAUGCUACGACCUUGGACAACGAUGAAAGAACUUUCAAUUGAUGGCUAUAUUGGUGUGAAAUUCCCAACAUGGAUAGGAGAUCAUUCCUUUUCUAAUAUUGUGGACUUAAAGAUUGUUAGAUGUGAAAAAUGCACGUCCUUACCCGCUAUUGGACAUCUAUUCUCCCUCAAAUUCCUUAUCAUUAUGAGUAUGUCUAAGGUGCAAACCAUUGGUCCUGAGUUUUAUGGGGAAGGUUGCUUGACACCUUUUCGAUUCUUAGAAAAACUUCACUUUGAGGAUAUGCAAGAAUGGCAAGAUUGGAUUCCUUGUGGAGUUGAGUACGGAGAUUUCCCUUGCUUGCGUGAGCUUUUUAUCUCUCAAUGCCCCAAAUUGCAAGGAAAAUUGCCAAACCAUCUUUCAUCAUUGGAAAACUUUUCUAUUAAAUAUUGUGAGCAGUUGGUUAUAUCAAUUCCAAGCCUUCCAAUUCUCCAAGAAUUAGAAAUUGUGGGAUGCAAAGAGGUGGUGAGCAAAAAUAAGGAAGACUUAUGCUUGCUAAAGUCAAUUAUUUUUUCUAUUCCUGGUCUUAAAAGCUUAACAAAAGAGUUCAUGGAAGGGUUAGGAAAGGUAAAAAACCUAAAGGUAAUUGAUUGCGAUGAGCUGACAUCUUUGUGGCAAGAUAGUCUCAUGUCCCUUGUGAAGUUGGAAAUCUGGUCGUGCCCUAGUCUCAUCAACAUCAGCUUGACGUCUAUGUUAAAGACACUGUAUAUUAAAGGUUGCGGUGCUUUAAAAUCCUUGCCAAUGUCCAAUUGUACAUGCUUGGAAUAUGCAACUAUUGAGCACUGUAAUUCUUUAAUGUUCAUUUCAAGACACCAGCUACCCCCAACAUUGAAAAGGCUAGAGAUACAAAGAUGUGCGAAUUUGCAGUUUUUGAUAGAUGAGGGAGAGGCGUCUUCUUUAUUAACGAAAGAGGAGAGUAUUAAGAGCAAUGCAUCACUUCUUGAGCACUCGUAUAUUAGUAAUUGUCCAUCUCUAAAUUGUGUAUCAUUAAGAGGUGAGCUAUCUGAGAAGCUUAAACACCUUGAAAUUUGGACAUGCUCAAAGCUGACAUCCUUAUCAUCAAGAAACCAGUUACCUAUGGCUCUUAAAUACCUUCAAACUCACGUCUCUUAUGGUAAUGGAUUUCAAGAUUGGCAGUCGUUUCCUGAGGAGGAUGAUGGGAAGAUGAUGAUGCUGCUACCUACUUCUCUCACCUCCCUUUGUAUCCUAAAUUUUCCUAAUAUAGUGUUACUAUCAUCCAAGGCCUUUCAAAACCUCUCUGCUCUUGAAAAACUGUAUAUCGACAAUUGCCCUAAACUAGCAUAUCUCCCAGAGGGCCUGCCUCCCACACUUCUGAAGCUUUAUGUUUACAAUUGUCCAGUGCUGAAACAACAAUGCAAGAAAGGAAAAGGGCAAGAGUGGUUGAAGAAGAUCAACAACAUCCCGUUGGUUAAGAUUGAUUACCAGUCCAUCUAUGAGCUGGAGGAGGAUGAGUAA
Quercus lobata is the source of this 2349-nucleotide messenger RNA. Its product is annotated as putative disease resistance protein At3g14460. The transcript is spliced from 2 exons. Bases 1 to 2349 code for a protein of 782 amino acids. Lineage: Eukaryota; Viridiplantae; Streptophyta; Magnoliopsida; Fagales; Fagaceae. The record is from RefSeq and is a predicted model, not a curated record.